AUUUCGAUGCGUGAGAGCGGGCCAACUUUUCCUGUAUUUUCGUCCUCCCACUCUUGAAGCCCACUCUGGCUCCACCUUUCCUGUUUUGUGGUGUUUGUACCCGUCACAGCAAACCAGCACUGCACUACGGCGGUAUAAGACUGCCCAGAGUUGCGACCUUCGACGAGGCUCUUCCAAGUUUUCCCUGCAUCUCUUCUUCUCAGUCCCACCGUUUGUGUGCCAUACUUCUCCAAAGCUGUUCCACAUGCAAUCUGCGGCGCAGUGCCUUGUCCCGACCUUCGCCACCACCGGGAGAUCCUGAGCGAACCAUUCCGUGUCUCACACGGAGUACUGUCCAGAAUUUCCCUCCUACCUUCCACGAUGUCAUCAUCCCCCGAGCUCAAAGCCACCAAGGAGGCUCCCUCGAGCCAACGGGUCUCCACAAGCUCCAGCGAUGGCUCCCCCGUACGACACAACUCGGACGGCCUGCACCGGCGGCUGGACAACCGACAGAUCCAACUAAUCGCCAUCGGCGGUACCAUCGGCACCGGUCUGUUCGUGACCAUCGGCGAGGGUCUCGCAAAGGGCGGGCCCGGCAAUCUUCUCCUAGCCUACACGCUGUACGCCUGCGUCGUGGCACUCGUCAACAACUCUAUCGCGGAAAUGUGUACCUACAUGCCUGUCUCGGGCGGCUUCAUCCGCCUCGCGGGUGUGUGGUGCGACGAGGCUCUUGGUUUCAUGGUCGGCUGGAACUACUUCCUCUAUGAGGCACUGCUCAUCCCGUUCGAGGUGACCGCGCUCAACCUGGUCCUCUCUUUCUGGAGCGAUAAGGUCACCGAGCCCGGUCCCACGGCGGGCAUCUGUGCUGGCAUCAUCAUAUGCUAUGGUCUCUUGAAUGUGGUUGCUGUGAGCGUGUUUGGUGAAGCGGAAUUCUGGCUGUCCGGUGGCAAGGUGAUACUCAUCUUCAUCUUGUUCCUGUUCACGUUCAUCACCAUGGUCGGAGGGAACCCGGCCCACGAUGCCUACGGGUUCCGCUAUUUUACCAAUCCCGGAUCCUUUGCGACGUAUCUGACUGCCGGUGACACGGGCCGGAUGGAAGGCUUCAUGGGAGCUCUGGCCACUGCCACCUUCACCGUCGUCGGUCCGGACUACAUCUCGAUGAUCGCUGCCGAGGCCAAGCACCCCAGCCGCUACAUCAAGUCAGCCUUCAAGACUGUCUACAUGCGAUUCGGCCUCUUCUUCUUCGGCGCUGCCUUGACAUGUGGAAUCGUGCUGCCCUACAACGACCCGGUCCUCCAGAAGAUCUACCUCAGCGGCGGCGGCGGCGGUGGCACGGCUGCCGCCUCCCCUUGGGUCAUGGCCAUGGAGAACCUCAAGAUCCAAGGACUCCCCCACCUGGUGAAUGCACUGCUCUUCACGACAAUCUUCUCCGCUGGUAACACGUACACCUACUGCGCGACCCGGUCCCUCUACUCCCUGGCCGGCGACGGCCGCGCCCCGGCCUUCCUCCGAAAAACCGCCCCUAACGGCGUCCCCAUCUACUGCUUCGCCGUCACCAUGAUCUUCCCUAUGCUGUCCUUCCUCCAGUGCGGCAACGGGUCCGCCACGGUCCUCAAGUGGCUGCUGGCUCUCAUCACAGGCGGCGGUGUGAUCAACUAUAUUGUGAUGUCGAUUACAUUCCUGAACUACCACGCCGCGUGCAAGGCCCAGGGAGUGGACCGCCGCACCAUGCCAUACUACGGAUACCUUCAGCCCUACGGCGCUUGGAUCGCCCUCGUCCUGCAGACCAUCGUCGUCCUCACCUACGGCUGGUCCUCCUUCCGGCCGUCCUUCGACGUCGGGACAUUCUUCUCCAACUACACCAUGCAGAUCGUGGCCCCUAUCCUGUUCAUCUUCUGGAAGGUCUUGAAGCGUACCAAGUGGAUCAAGCCCCAGGACGUCGACCUUGUCUGGGACCGCCCCCUUUUGGAUCGGUACGAGGAGGACCUGCUCGUCCGCGAGCCACCGAGCAGCUUCUGGAAGGAGAUGGUGCAGAUGGUUGGCAUUGGGCGAAACAAGAUCAUUGACGGCGAGAAGGUUUGAAGACCUAUGAUUAUGUGACGGAUAGUUACGAAGAUACCCUUUUUGCUACAAGUUCAGAUAUUAUGGGAUGAAUACAUCACUUCGCCCGCCA
Messenger RNA from Diaporthe batatas, 2152 nucleotides. RefSeq lists its product as uncharacterized. The transcript is spliced from 2 exons. Gene Ontology annotation, cellular component: membrane. Bases 361 to 2061 code for a protein of 566 amino acids. The record is from RefSeq and is a predicted model, not a curated record. Gene Ontology annotation, molecular function: amino acid transmembrane transporter activity. Gene Ontology annotation, biological process: amino acid transmembrane transport. NCBI's taxonomy places the organism in Eukaryota, Fungi, Ascomycota, Sordariomycetes, Diaporthales, Diaporthaceae.